UUAGGUCAGGAGCUGUCCAGUGAGGAUAGGCCCGAACCCAGCCAAAGAUCAGAUUACCGCCACCAUGGGCGAGCCCGCCAACGCAUACAAUGGGCAGAUCAAGGAUGGCCUUUUCCACGGAAAGGGAAAAUUGAUCUAUGCUGGAAACGAAUGUUAUGAUGGCGAGUGGGUCUAUGGCAAAAGAGAAGGUCAUGGAAUGUUUACCUACUCAGAUGGUGCAAUCUUUGACGGUCAGUGGCAAGAGGACAGGAUACACGGCCAGGGCGUGGCAGUCUUUGCUUCUGGAAACCGUUACGAAGGAAGCUGGGAGAACGGCCGGAUUCACGGGCAUGGUACUUUGACCUACUCAAACAAAGAUCAGUAUGAAGGGGAUUGGCAUGAUGGAAAGAUGCACGGCCGUGGUACCUACAAGUAUGCAGAAGGAGACGUCUACCACGGAGAGUGGAAGGACGACAAGCGACACGGCAAGGGCGUGGUUACCUAUGUCAGCGCCCGUGGCAGUGUAGUAGAGAAAUUUGAAGGUGACUGGGUGAAUGGCAAGAUGCACGGCACUGGGAAGUACCAGUAUGCUGAUGGAGGAGUGUACGAAGGAGACUGGCAAGAUGGCAAGAUGCAUGGCAGAGGAACAUAUACCUUUCCGAACAACAACACCUACGAGGGAGAAUGGGUCAAUGACAUGAAAGAAGGCUACGGCACUUUGAAGUACCAGAAUGGCGAGAAGUACGAAGGCUACUGGAAGCAAGACAAGGUUCAUGGGAAAGGCACGCUGGUUUACACGUAUGGUGACAAAUUCAUUGGCGACUGGGUUGAUGCCAAAAAGGAAGGUGAGGGCGAACUCAUCUACUCCAAUGGCGACCGCUUCAAAGGCCAGUGGUCCGAUGAUCGAGCUGCUGGUUACGGUGUCUUCCAGUAUUCCAACGGAAAUCGGUACGAAGGCCAAUGGCUUGAUGACAAGCGUCAUGGCCGUGGUGUUUUCGCUUGCGCAGAGGACGGCUCCGUCUAUGACGGCGAGUUUGCUUUCGGGCGAAAAGAAGGCCGUGGCCUUCUGAAGCUUCAAAGUGGGCAUGUAUUGAGCGGUCAGUGGAGGCAAGGCGAGUUGACACAGGUGGUAGACUUUGUUUUUGGACCGGAGUCUCCAUGGAAGAAUCCAGACUUGUGAUGAUUUGCUGAGUCACACUGACGCUGAGCUCCAUAUUCAUACUAGAUGUGGGAAGACGUGAAGGGAC
Molecule: messenger RNA, 1226 nt
Organism: Cladocopium goreaui
Lineage: Eukaryota; Dinophyceae; Suessiales; Symbiodiniaceae
Source: the annotation of a GenBank genome assembly